CUCUGCUUGUCAGGAAGCAAGCUGAUUGGCCGAGGCCUAGCAAAGAGUGCCCGGGGAUCCAAAACUGCAGGCCGCACUUAGCUUACCGUCAAAAAUAAACCAAAACAAUAAUAGUCAAAACGGAGGAGGGUGAGAAACACCGAAAGAGUCGGAAGACGACAUUAUCAGAUGGAUCAAAUGCAUUGAUGGGAGGACACGUCUAAUAUCCUGUUUUUAUUUUAAGGUUCUGGGCAGCAAAUGUGAAGUUUUCAGGUUGUUUUAUUUUCCCUGAAUUAAACAUGGACCAAGGAGGUGGUGUGUUGGAAUUACAUACACAGGAGCUGAAGAUGCCCCAUGCUAUGAUCAUGCAAGACUUUGUUGCAGGAAUGGGUGGCUUGGCACACAUUGAUGGGGAUCACAUUGUGGUGUCUGUGCCAGAGGGCAUGCUCCUUUCUGACGUGAUGACGGACGAGGGCAUCCUCCUGGAGCAUGGGCUUGAAGUGGAGGGCCUGACUCAGGUAGUGGAAGGCCUUGAAACUGAAGUAGUGGAAAGUCUACACGCGGAUGUCGAGGGAUUGGAGGCAGAGGUGGUUGAUGGGCUACAGACACAAGUGGUGGAGCUGGAGGCUCAUGUUGUGGAAGGCCUAGAUGGUGAAGUGGAGGUGGAGGGCCUUGAAGCACAGGUGGUCGAAGGUCUGGAAACCGAGGUCGAUGUGGAGGACCUGGAAGCUCAUGUUGUCGAAGGCCUUGAGGAAGAAGUGGAGGUGGAGGGACUAGAAGCAGAGGUUGUUGAGGGUCUGGAGGUGGACGUAGAAAGUCUGCAGUCUCAGGAUGUCGACGGCCAUGAAAUAGGAAACGAGGACAUGGUACAGUCGGAACACAGUGUGAUCAUGCCGGAAAACAUCUUGGGGACAGAGGUCGCAAUAGAGGCGGCUCUGGACCACCACCACGUGCUAACCUCGGACCUUAUCCAGGAUGCCAACCCUGACGACAUGUCAGACCAAGUGUUUGUAGCAGAGCUUCUGUCUGAGCACCAGGACAACACUCUAGACCACCAACUUGUAGCAGAGGGGCUGAUGGUGACAGAAGCCAGUGCAGAGACCAUAAUCCACCAACAACUUCCAUCUGAGGCGGUUCCUCUGCAGAUGGAUGAGGAUGAUGAUGGAAGAAGCAGCUCUGAAGAUUACCUCAUGAUUUCCUUGGACGAGGUGGGAGAGAAACUGGACAUAGGAGACACCCCUCUGGAGAUUAGCACCGAGGUAAUGGAAGACAAGGAGUGCAAGGAGGAUGGUGCUGAAGUUAUCAAAGUCUACAUUUUCAAAGCAGAGGCAGAUGAUGAUUUAGGUGGAACAGAGGUAAUCACUGAGGAUGAUUAUCAAAAUGGCCACCCAGAUCUUGAAGCUGCAUCAUCAGGAAGACUUGGAGUUGGCCGUGACAAGAUGGUCUACAUGGCAGUCAAGAAGGAACCAAAAGUAGAAGAGGACGAUGAGGAUGACAGUGAUGAGGACGAUGAUGAUGACAUUAGUAAUACCAUAGAUCAGGUGAAGAAUGGAGCAGCAACACAAUUUUUACAAAUUCGAGAAGGUUUGGCCGCCAAUCGUGCUCUCAAACCCAAAGCAAAGAAAAAGAAGAAAGGGGAGACUCGCCAGUGUCAGACCGCUGUCAUCAUUGGGCCUGAUGGCAUGCCUUUGACUGUAUACCCCUGCCACAUAUGUGGAAAGAAGUUUCGCUCACGAGGCUUCCUCAAAUGCCACAUGAAAAACCAUCCGGACCACCUCCUAAAGAAGAAGUACCAGUGUACAGACUGUGACUUCACCACCAACAAGAAGAUCAGUUUCCACAACCAUUUAGAGAGUCACAAGCUGCUGAGCCACAACAGUGAGCGCUCUCCAGAAUACACAGAGUACGCACGGCGCCACCAUGAGUCCAGCCCCCUGGGCUCUGACAAGCUCAUUGUCAAGGACCGAGAACCCAAGUUGCAUCACUGCAAGUACUGUGACUAUGAGACUGCUGAGCAAGGCCUGCUCAAUCGUCACCUGUUGGCGGUGCACAGUAAGAACUUUGCACAUGUGUGUGUUGAGUGUGCCAAAGGCUUUCGCCACCCGUCCGAGCUGAAGAAACAUAUGCGGACCCACACAGGCGAGAAGCCCUAUCACUGUCCGCACUGCGAAUUUCGCUGUGCAGAUCAGUCCAACUUAAAGACUCACAUCAAGAGCAAGCAUGGAGCAGAUCUGCCCUUCAAGUGCAGCCACUGUCCGCAAGCUUACGCCGAUGCACGGGAACUCCAACGUCACAUCGAGAUGGUGCAAGGCCACAAGACCCAUCAGUGUCCUCACUGUGAGCACAAGAGCACUAACUCCAGUGACCUGAAACGACACAUCAUCUCUGUUCACACCAAGGACUUCCCUCACCAGUGUGACGUGUGUGAGAAAGGCUUUCACAGGCCCUCGGAGUUGAAGAAACACGCCGAGACGCACAAGGGCAGCAAGGUGCACCAGUGCCGGCACUGCAACUUCAACGCUCCUGACACGUUCACCUUGAGUCGCCAUAUUCUAUCCUUGCAUACCAAGGAACUUCCAUUUAAGUGCAAAAGGUGCCGGCGAGGCUUCCGGCAGCCUGCAGAGCUGAAGAAACACAUGAAGACGCACAGUGGUAGAAAGGUUUAUCAGUGCCAGUAUUGUGAGUACAACAGUACGGACGCUUCUGGCUUCAAGCGGCAUGUCAUCUCCAUUCACACCAAGGACUACCCACACCGCUGCGACUACUGCACCAAAGGCUUCAGGAGGCCUUCUGAGAAAAGCCAGCACAUAGCCAGGCAUCACAAAGACAUGUUAAUGUAAUGUGGUCACUCUUAAUUAAGCUCACUCCUCCCCCCGCAGUAAAUCUGUGUCACACACUUGGAGGUAAUAUUAUUGUAUUAAACAUAAACAUAAACAUGGUGUAGGCUGUUGAAGGCAACUACAUUAUAUUUGCCGUUCUGUGUUGUAAUGGGUGUAAGAAACUCCUCCUAAUGCCAGAACACGUUUUAGUUGUGAGUGAAAUCUUAAAAAAAAAAAAAAAAAAACUAAAUGAGUGUGCGCACCGAGUGGGACAUCUGUAAAUUAUGUUUUUUUUUGUUGUUGCAGAAAAUCACAUAAGAACAUAUAUUCAGGGUUUCAAAUGUCUAUUUUUAUACCCAUUCAGCUGAAAUGCUGCAAGAGGCUAAUUCUGUCCUGAAAAAAUGGAAAUGGUGGUUAAUGAACGCCAUUCUUCCUCUUCAGAAGAUAAAAAAAUAUCCAUAGUACCCAGCAGUAUCAUUAUAACCAGCUUUUACCCCAACAUUUAUUUUCACUACCAUCUGUUGUUCUUACAGCUUACACCAUUCAGGAGCUCCUAAAAGGCUUUUGAGUGAUGUUUACAUACCUUACGCACCUUCUGAGCAUAUCUAGCGGUUUCCUCCAUUCUGCAUUUAAAUACUUAAAUUUCCCUCAAAAUGAUCACGUAAGAUGCAACUGUAAUCAGUUAUAUUUGUAUUAAAGUUAAUUCAGGGUUCCGGGACUGAUCAGGCAGAUGAGUCAAGUUGAUCAAGUCUAACAUCUCGUCGUCUUGCAGAAAUCUGACAAUUCUAAUUAAGAUGGUGCUACAAAAUGAAACAGGUUUUUAAGAAAUGAAUUAGGUGGUUGGCUUCAUGUUUGUUAACCACUCCGGUGGUUACAUCCGACUGUUGUAAACUGCAUUGUGUAUGAUGUUACCUUUGACACUGAUGUGCUCAGUUAAAUAUUUGCUAUCAUGCCUUACAUCUGCUGGUCUUUCUCCCUUAAGCACUGAUGAACACAGCCAAUUUGAAAAUAAGUGAUUUUUUUUUAACUCAAACAUACUGUAUCAAUCCCAUUCUCCCAGAGAUUGUGUGUUUGAGUCAGUAGAAGGCACUUUAAUACCUUGUAUUUUUUGUAUUUUAAUGACAUGUAUGGGGUAUAUAAAUAUAUGUAUAUGUUUAAGAUAUAUAUACAUAUAAUAUAAACCCUAGCUAAUGAUUACAACGCCUUGUGAGUGGGUAAAUGUUAUCUAUAGCAAAUGGGCACAAUACAAUUGUUGUCGAAAGUGGUGGGUGAAACCAUUUAUUGUUCUGUUCCAUGGCAAAGAAGUGUGUGGGUUUUGUGUUUUGGUUUGUGCUCACUUAACAAAGGUUUCCAGACCCUAGUCCUGCAGUCCUAUACGUAAACCCAGUCCAAUCCCGCAUUUGGGAUGAUUCCGUUGUCGGUGGUCAUCAUAAUGGCAUUAGUCUAUUAAGUAUGCACAUAUGCUGUUUCCAUGAAAUUGUGGUAUAUAUUAAAAUCCCUGCAUUUCA
This is a messenger RNA of Dunckerocampus dactyliophorus (ringed pipefish), 4306 nucleotides long. It is a transcript of the gene znf711, whose product is annotated as zinc finger protein 711. The transcript is spliced from 8 exons. Bases 279 to 2819 code for a protein of 846 amino acids. Gene Ontology annotation, biological process: regulation of transcription by RNA polymerase II. The record is from RefSeq and is a predicted model, not a curated record. Gene Ontology annotation, molecular function: DNA-binding transcription factor activity, RNA polymerase II-specific; RNA polymerase II transcription regulatory region sequence-specific DNA binding; metal ion binding. Lineage: Eukaryota; Metazoa; Chordata; Actinopteri; Syngnathiformes; Syngnathidae. Gene Ontology annotation, cellular component: nucleus.